AUGGCCAUGCAGCUGCACGCCGCGUCCCCGGACUCGGAAUACUACGUCGCCAAGUCCCCGCCGCCCCCGCCGCCUUUCUCCCCGCACCAGUCGCCGGCCCCGGCGGCCGUGAAGCCAAAGUCGCCGCAUGUCUCGCAGUCGCAGGGCGGCGGCCAAAGGGCGCCCGUUGCCACGGCGACGACGCCCCUCACGCCUAGCAGGGACAGGGCGCGCCAGGCGCACAACGUCGGCGGCGGCGACCAGGCGCAGGUGCUCAACGGGAUCGUCCUUGUGCUGCGCGCCGGCGCCGCGCUGCUGUCCUUCGUGGCCAUGGCGCUCGUCGCGUCCUGCCGCCACGGGGACUGGAUGGACUUCCUCCGCUACCAGGAGUACAGGUAUCUUCUCGGGGUGUCCGUGGUGGCGUUCGUGUACUCUGCGGCGCAGGCGUUGAAGAACUUCGGCCGGAUGCGCCGCGGCGACGCCCACGCGACCUUCCUUGAUUUCGCCGGCGACCAGGCGGUGGCGUAUCUGCUGGUCACGGCGUCGGCGGCGGCUCUCCCGAUCACGAUCCGCAUGAGGUCGGCGGUGGUCAACGUCUUCACGGACGCCAUCGCCGCGUCCAUCGUCCUGGGCUUCCUCGCCUUCGCGGCGCUCGCCCUGUCCGCCAUGCUCUCCAGACACGCGUAG
Molecule: messenger RNA, 666 nt
Organism: Triticum turgidum subsp. durum (durum wheat)
Lineage: Eukaryota; Viridiplantae; Streptophyta; Magnoliopsida; Poales; Poaceae
Source: the annotation of a GenBank genome assembly